Molecule: messenger RNA, 444 nt
Organism: Purpureocillium lilacinum
Lineage: Eukaryota; Fungi; Ascomycota; Sordariomycetes; Hypocreales; Ophiocordycipitaceae
Source: RefSeq, a predicted model, not a curated record
AUGCAGCUCACCCAGACUCUCGUCGCCGCCCUCAUGGCCGCCUCCUCGGCGCUGGCCGCCCCGGCCCCGGCCACCAAGUCGAUGAAGGCCUCUGGCGCGGAAUGGACCAUCGAGAAGAUGAAGCGCGUGUGCGCCAGCGACGACAGCUCCUGCACGUGGACGUUCGGCAUCAACCCGCACACCGGCACGACGACCGAGUGCAAGUACGUCGUCACGCAGGCGCACGCCUCGCGCGCCAACCCCGGCGCCCCGGGCAACUGCGGCGACUACACCAUCACGUCGGGCUGGAGCGGGCAGUUUGGCGAGGGCCAGGGCUUCACCACGCUGUCGGUCGUGGACAACAAGAACAGGCUCAUCGUCUGGCCCGCGUACAGGGACGUGCAGGUCCAGGAGGGCAAGGUCGUCGAGCCGGACCAGAGCUACCCUGCCCAGAAGCUGCCUUAG